AUGGAAAAUAGCAAUGAAAAAUCAUUAUAAUUAAUUAAUUGCUGCAAAAAACAAAGACUAAUUAAAUUGAUAAUAAUCAUUUAAGAAACAAUAAGCAUAGAAAUUUAUCUUCAAUUUAAUAUGAAUAUCAACUAAUCUACAAAAGAUGAAAUGACUGAGCAGAAGGUUUCUCUUAGCUCCAGGAUAUCAGUUUCAGAUUAAAUCAAUGAAUUAAAAUAAUCAAAACCAAAGGAGACCCGAGUGCUCCUUGUAACUCUUGUUAAUAACGUUAAUAACACUGUUUUGUAACAUAAUGUUUACUACCAAGCCUUUUCUAAUUAUGGAGAAGUCCAAAGAAUCUUGAUUUUCCAAAAAAUAUCACCAUGGGCUACUUUUAUAGAAAUGGAUACUGUUGAAAAUGCGCGUAAUGCAAGAUAAAAAUUAAAUAACUUUUAGAUAUUACCCGAUGGAACUAAAUUCGUAAUUUUGCCUUCAACAAAAGAAAGAAUUGAAUUUUAAGAAAAAAAUGUUUCUGGCAUAGAUUAUACAAUUCUCAAGUAAAAGAUCUUGGAAAGACAAAUCAACAAUGAAGCAGAAGCCUUGUUUGAAUAGCUUCUCAAAGUAGAUGAUAUUAUUGAAGAUGGCAAUUCACCUUAAAAAUAGCUGAUUUCAAGUGAUAAUUAAGAAGUUACUAUUUCAUACCAUUCUAGCUAAUCUUCAAACGCAACAUUUAAUUCAGGAAAUAAUUCUAAAGUAAAGGGAAUUAAGAAUUUUAAUAAUAACAACGCUAAUAGCAAUAAUUAUAAUUUUAAACCUACAAACUAUAACAGCUAAAAAAAUUCACUUCAUAAUUCUUUUUCAUAAGAAGAGGUGAAUGAUUAAAGCAACUACUCUCAUAUGGCUAAUGAAUCAUCUGUGCACACAGAAUUAGAUGAUUUAAAUCUAGCUCAAUCUGUUUAUUCAAAUGUGAGUGAGGAGUAAAAUGGCAAAUAUCACACAUCAAUUAGUAAUAGCAACAUAAAAAAUAACUCCAUUCAUUCUGAUAACUCAUUAAAUUUCGGUAAAAAGGCUGUUUGUAGCACUACUAGCCGUAAUUAAGGCUAAAGCUUCUAAAAGCAAGGACAUAACUUAACCAAUUCUGCUCCAAACGACCUUUGCUUUUAAAAAUCCUCAAAUAGUUUACAAAGUGAUAUAUAUGAAAAUGUUGAUGAAAAAACAGAUAUAUCUCAAUAUGUUCAUCCACAGUUCUCUUAAAUGAUAAAGAAGUCAAAAGUAAUCUAUGUUAAUAGAUUUGACUCUUCUAAAACUACAAUGUAGUAAAUUUUUAACUUGUUCAGCGCAUUUGGCAAUAUUGUUAAGAUGAUUUUCAUGAAAUCAAAAUCAGCUGUUUUGAUCGAAUACUCUACUGUUGACUUUGCUUGUUAAGCUAAAGAUUUGUUGAGCGAUACAACUUUUAAUGGCAACAUUAUAAAAAUAUUUUAUUCAAGAUAUGAAAAUAUUUUCUUCAAAGAAGCAGAAGAAAAGCCAGAAGACGAAGAAUACUUUGAACCUAAUGAGAAAUUAAAUAGAUUUAAAAGUGACGCUCAGGCCAUUAUAAAUACUCCUAUUGAUACUUUACACAUAUCUAAUAUUAGAAUUAACGAUUGCAACUUCGAAACAAUAAAAAAAAUUACAGAGCCUUAUGGUCAAAUUAAAAAAAUAAAAUUCAUGCUUGAAAAAAAUAACAAAAAUAUGUGUUUAGUCAAAUUUGAAACAGUAUCAAUAGCUAUGUGGGUUUUAGCUAAUGUUCACAAUAAAAUGAUUUCUGAUAGACCAAUCAAAAUUUCUUUUUCGAAAAGAACUUUGGAAUGA
Messenger RNA from Tetrahymena thermophila SB210, 1830 nucleotides. RefSeq names its product RNA recognition motif protein. The transcript has 6 exons. The record is from RefSeq and is a predicted model, not a curated record. Lineage: Eukaryota; Ciliophora; Oligohymenophorea; Hymenostomatida; Tetrahymenidae. Gene Ontology annotation, molecular function: RNA binding.